Molecule: messenger RNA, 1447 nt
Organism: Aspergillus steynii IBT 23096
Lineage: Eukaryota; Fungi; Ascomycota; Eurotiomycetes; Eurotiales; Aspergillaceae
Product: metallophosphoesterase family protein
Exons: 4
Coding region: 77-1330 (417 amino acids)
Cellular component (GO): cytoplasm
Molecular function (GO): hydrolase activity, acting on ester bonds
Source: RefSeq, a predicted model, not a curated record
CCGAUUUAUCUUUUCUUAAAGCUUCCCAAAGGGCUCAGAAGCAGAAGACUUCAUUAACAACGUCACAAGCGACAACAUGGAACAAAUCGACGGUAAGAGUCGGCUGCAAGCUGCGCUGCAAUCCGAGUCUGUAGGCUCGGAUAGCCCGAAAUUGCGUUUUGAGAGCGAUGGGACCUUUCAAAUCACAGUUUUCUCGGAUCUUCAUCUCGGCGAAGCCCCGAAUGGCGUCGGCCCGCUGAAAGACGCGCGAACGGCAGAUGUUAUACGCAAGGUUCUCCAAGCCGAUCAUACCCAACUAGUUGUACUGAACGGAGACCUUAUCACCGGCGAUGGCACCAGCCGUGAAAACUCAACGGACUACCUGGACCAUGUUGUUGCCCCUAUUGUGGAGGCGGAUAUACCGUGGGCGUCGACUUACGGCAAUCACGAUAACCAGCCCAAUCUUCUGACAGAUAAUAUUUACACCCGGGAAAAGACGUAUAGAAACAGUCUAACACAGAGAAUGGUGCAAAGCGACUCGGUUGAGACCGGUGUCACUAAUUACUACCUACCUGUGUAUGCCGCGGAUGGAUCAGAUACACCCGAGCUUGUUCUGUGGUUCUUCGAUAGUAGAGGCGGAUAUGUGUAUGGACAGUGGCCAGUUAAAAAGCGACCCGAUUGGGUCCACGAGACGGUUGUCAAGUGGUUCGAAGAAACCAAUCUUCAUCUACGAGAGCAAUAUGGCAAGGCAAUUCCAUCGCUGGCAUUCUUCCACAUUCCUGUGAACUCGACGCGGACAUUUCAAAGCACUCACGGAGUUGAUUCCAGCAAACAACCUGGGAUUAACGGAGAGCCUGUGAUUUCGCAAGGAUACCAGUAUGAUGAGUAUUCUCAAGAAUGGGAUCUGCCAUUCAUGCGAGCAUUGUUGAACACAGAAGGUCUUCUCGCAACGUUCAGUGGACAUGACCAUGACAAUGACUGGUGCUUCAAAUGGACCGACACCGUUUCGGACACCACUCUUCCCGGGAACGGUCUCAAUCUGUGCUAUGGUCGCCAUACAGGAUAUGGCAGUUAUGGCAACCUGGCGCGAGGAGGACGACAUAUCUUUCUGAAGCAGGAUACCCUCAAAGACGAGGUUAUAACAUGGAUUCGAUUGGAGAGUGGACUGGUGACGGAGAAUGUGACGUUGAACGCAACGUAUGGGCAGGAUGACUAUCAUCCUCACUAUUUCCUGCAGAAAAGAGGCGUGAUUGUUGAGAAUGCUGGUAAUGGUCUUUCUUCGGAUCCGAGUUCGCUCUUGUUGUUUUUCAUUAUGGCUGUUUAUUUUUCUUUUGCCGUGUUUAGGUCGUAGCGGGAAGCUCGAUGGCCUUGACCUUAAAAUGCAUGCAUGAGGUGGGAACGCAGUUGACUCUUUCGAACCAUAAUCUCAAGAUACAGUCAGCUACCAAUAGAACUAUGGCCUAAAAGC